Molecule: messenger RNA, 1707 nt
Organism: Uncinocarpus reesii 1704
Lineage: Eukaryota; Fungi; Ascomycota; Eurotiomycetes; Onygenales; Onygenaceae
Exons: 2
Coding region: 1-1707 (568 amino acids)
Biological process (GO): regulation of transcription by RNA polymerase II; chromatin organization
Cellular component (GO): SAGA complex
Molecular function (GO): transcription coregulator activity; TBP-class protein binding
Source: RefSeq, a predicted model, not a curated record
AUGCUUCCAAUGAUGGAGGAGGAUGAAGAUCGUGACCUUGUGGGGUCACCGGAAGGCAGCUCAGAUAAUGACGUGGAUGAGACCAUGAGGCCUGAAGACAUGGAAGUCGACCAGGACCCCGAAAGCCCGUCAAACUCCAGUAUCGCCUCUGAAAGCCAGAAUACCCCAAAUCCCCAAGUAGUUUUGACUCAGCCUUCGCCCUCAACCGUCACGGCCGAUUCCUCCUUGCCCAUGCGCCCGGUCCCCCGUUCAGAAGCAUUGACGGCUGCCAGCUAUGAUAUUGUCCCCACGACGGCGGCUCCACACAGCACGUCAAUCAACGCCGUGACUGCCACGGCCGACAUGCGUUGGGUGUUCAGUGGAGGCUCCGACGGAUACAUCCGAAAGUUCAACUGGGCGGAAUCGAUCAACAGUAAACUUAUGUUGACGGUUGCCCAAAGGCAUCCGUUCGUUGACAGCGUCGUAAAGGCCGGCGUUUUGAUGACAUACUGGGAGAACAUGGAUGGAAACUCGUUGUCACCGGUGUAUUCCUUAGCUGCACAGUCAGAGGGCCUUUGGUUACUCUCCGGUCUGGAAUAUGGCGGUAUCCGCCUGCAAUCAUUGCGGCAUGAUGAAGGAAAGGAGAUUGCCAUUCUUCAGCAGCAUACAUCCGCAGUAUCUGCUCUCUGUCUAACCGCUGAUGAACAGUCGUUGCUAUCUGGUAGCUGGGAUAAGAAGGUCUUUGACUGGGAUUUGAACACUGGGCAGACACGACGAACAUUCGGAGCUUCAGUCGGGCAGAUAUCUGGACUUGAAAUUCGACCCGAAUCGGCCUUACCUGUACCGCAGGAGAGUGGAGAUUACAGGAUAACGAACGGCACAUUUUCCUCUUCUGACCGUGUAAAAGCAACUUCCGGUUCUAGUACGCUAAAUGGCGGGACAAGUGCGCAAGCUCCCGGAGCAGCCUUGGGCCAAUCGGCAGCAUCUCCGGCGGAUUCACUCUUUGAAGCUGACUCGCUGUUUGGAGACGACAACGGGGCCGGCGACACUGAAGUUCCAUCCAGCGGCGUCUUCGCUGAGGCCGAAGCGGAUGAUGAAAUGUCGAAAGCGAUUACAAACGGUAUACGGCAAGAAAAGGAAGAUGAGGAAGAAGCAAACGCACAAAAGGAGCAAACUGUUCGAGCAAACGGGACCCUCAUCCGUCAAUCCACCUCUGACUCGGCGACGCUGGCAGGCACCCAGGAUGGACACUCCUCGUCCUCGCAAGACGCUAACCUUCCUAAUGGCAUCAUAAAACCAUUGACCAACGGCCUGCCUUAUGCAGACGACUUGGAAUCAUCGAAGACACUACCAGAUUUAUCGUUUGAAGCCACUUCCAACAUUGUCCGUGACACAACCUUUUUAUGCGCCUCCAUGGACGGGACGAUACGCGUCUGGGACCGUAGACAGCCAGAUCCGGUUUCCCGGAUAGUACCUCGAAACACCCCGCCGUGGUGUAUGAACGCCUGCUGGUCACCAGACGGAAAUUAUAUCUAUGCCGGGCGUCGAAAUGGAACCGUGGAGGAGUAUAGUCUGCACAAGGGACUCCGGGAGGCCCAACGGACAUUUAAAUUCCCUCAGGGGAGUGGCGCCGUGUCAGCGCUAAAAGCAAUGCCGAAUGGAAGACAUUUGAUCUGGUACCGUGCCUUACUUCCCAUACCAUUGUUCUCUAUUAUUUCGCGAUGCUAA